AUGACCAAAGACGACGAUUAUGUUUUGGGACGGAGCAUCUCCGACUCUAUCCGGCUAGAUGCGCAGCAUUUACUUUGGAAAAUGCACACGGGAUAUGAAUUACACCCAGGAAUUCCCGUCACAGACGACAUGAAGAUCGCCGAGGUGGGAACUGGAACGGCUGUGUGGAUCUUCGAUCUCGCAAGAAAACUUCCAUCCACCAUUCGCCUCUAUGGAUUCGACAUCUCCGAUGCGCAAUUCCCAAUCCGAAAGCUCUGGCCGAAAAAUGUCACUCUCGAUACACUGGAUUCUCUGACUGAACCGCCCGCGUCACUUGCCGGCCAAUUUGACGUGGUGCAUCUGAGAAUGUGGGCAAGCAACUUACGGGGCAAGAAUACAAUCCUUCUGAUCAACCAUGUCAAGUCGUUGUUGAAACCCGGUGGCUUCAUCCAGUGGGAGGAAGCCGACCUGGUCCACCAAUAUGUCGAAGGGCCCAAGGCCGAAGCGUUUGAACGUGAAAUCAACGAAGUGUUCGAAAAGGUCGGCCUUGAUUACAGCUGGGUAUCUCGUCUAGCAGACCAAAUGCGUCAAGUGAAUUUCCGCAUGAUCGAAGCGGAGCGCAAGACCUUCGACCAUGACUUGAAACAUCUCUGCACCAACACGUAUCUGUUGGCUCUUCGGGAAAUCCUCCAGGGAAUCAAGCGUCUUUUGGGAAGUCAGUCUCUUCUGUCCGUUACGGAGCUAGAGCUUCAAUUGCACCAAUUGACGCUGGAAAGAGCGGAUGGGAUUAUCUACAAUUGGUCACCGGUGACACUGUUGGUGCAGAAGAAUGAAUGA
This is a messenger RNA of Penicillium diatomitis, 816 nucleotides long. RefSeq lists its product as uncharacterized. Lineage: Eukaryota; Fungi; Ascomycota; Eurotiomycetes; Eurotiales; Aspergillaceae. Bases 1 to 816 code for a protein of 271 amino acids. The record is from RefSeq and is a predicted model, not a curated record. The transcript has 5 exons.